This is a messenger RNA of Bradysia coprophila, 1834 nucleotides long. RefSeq lists its product as uncharacterized. Gene Ontology annotation, biological process: multicellular organismal reproductive process. The record is from RefSeq and is a predicted model, not a curated record. NCBI's taxonomy places the organism in Eukaryota, Metazoa, Arthropoda, Insecta, Diptera, Sciaridae.
AUUUAAUAGUUUGCAAUAAUGUUUAGUAGAAUUUUCUACUAGAUUGUGCUUAGACGUCUUAGAUGUUAACCUUGAAAAGCUAUAAAAGUAAUGUCUGAAAGAGUUUCGUCGUCAGUCACUAACUAGUGAUCCUGUGGUGCAUUCAGCAUAUAUUUUUCGCAUUUGUUUGGAGUGAUCGUUCUCGAAAUAUCAUUCGCAGCAAUGUUUGGAAAAAGCAUAAUUUUGUAUUUGGCUGUCAUCAUUACAACCAGUUAUGGGCUAGACGGAUUACCGGAAUACAUUCACGUUUGCCCCAAAAAUGAGGAAGCCGUUCAAUGUAUUAUUGAUAACGUUGAACGUAUCAGACCGUACGCUGUAAAUGGUAUACCUGAAUUGGACAUUCCAGGCAUUGAUCCGUUGCAUUUAGGUGAUUUGUUGGUAUCGGAAAAGACGAAUAACAACGGUAUUACAAUUACUGCAAAAAAUUUGAAAGCGUAUGGUCCGUCAGCUUUCAAAGUGAAGAAACUUAACAUUGUCCGUUGGGGUGAGGAGUACCAUUUCGAUAUAUUCAUUCCGCAUGUUUACGUUGAGGGCACUUACAGCGUAGACGGGCAAGUUUUAUUACUACCCAUCAAGGGAUCCGGAAAAUUCACAGGCAAUUUCACUACAACCAGCGGUAGCGUAAAGGUCGUUCUAUCGAAAUAUUCGUCCAGUGAAAUCGUUAAGAUUCAAAAAAUUGAUAUCAAAAUCAAAUUGGGAAGUGGCAGCAUAAAAUUGAGAAAUUUGUUCAAUGGAGAUAAGGUCUUAGGUGAGGCAGUAAACGAUGUCAUCAACGACAAUUUCGAUUUGCUAAGCAAAGACAUUGUGCCGCUGGUUGAAAGAGCACUGCAAAAAACUUUUAAGAAACUCACAAAUAAAAUUAGUAACCGUUAUACACACGCACAGCUAUUUCCGACAGCACCAGCGUUUGAAAAUUCGGUUUCGUUCAGACAGUCGUUCACUGGUUACGGUUCCACAAAUAUGAAGAGCAUCAACUUGAAUAUUUUCUUGGUAAUAUCCACAGUAAGUACAUUUACAGUGGCUCAUACGGUACCGAAAAGUCAGUCAAAGAUUCCGGCUUACUUAAAAAUCUGCCAUCGCAAAGAUCCGAACCUCAAUGAAUGUGUGAAGGAGUCCAUUGAAACACUGCGACCGCAAUUGGCUGAAGGUAUAAAAGAGCUUUUGUUGCCAUCAUGCGAACCAUUGCAGAUACCACAAAUUGCGAUUAAACAAAAUUCGGGUGCUAUCAGCAUGGAAUCACUCUAUUCGAAUGUACUAGUCUAUGGACUGACUAAUUUCACAUUGAAUGGUGUCCGAGUUGACCCAGAGUCAGACAAGUUCAGAAUCAAAUUUUGGUUCCCAAAUUUGAAAAUGACUGGCAACUAUACCAUGCACGGCAAAAUGCUGUUGAUGCCUCUGAGUGGAAAUGGCACGUAUCGAGGGGAUUUUGGCGACGUCGAUGCCACAGCGUCGAUAAAGGCCGAUAGAAUAACGAAAAAUAAAGUGGAACAUCUGAAAGUAAAGGAUCUGUUCAUUGAAUUCAAUAUUGGCACAGCGGAAGUUCAUUUAGACGAUUUGUUUGAUGGCAAUUCGGAACUGGGUGAAGCAAUGAAUAAUUUCUUAAACGAAAAUUGGAAGAGUGUAGUAGCUGAAGUGCGACCAGCCGUAGAAGAUUCGAUUGGUAACAUUGUUGGAGGUAUAGCAGGAAGGUUAUUUGAUGAGUACUCAUUGGACCAAUUGCUUCCUGAGUGAUUUCAAUUUUCAUUAUUUCGUUUCAAAAGCAAGUUUUCGUUGUAAUAAAUCAUUCAUUGUGAGU